UGCGUCCAUCGUUGCUCCUUAGUCAUUCUCGGCAUUGUUCACCUGAAAGUUUAUCUAGGUUUCGAAUAAAAGUUAACUAAAACAAGUGUAAUAGUGAAAGUAGUAAACAUCGUUUCGUUAUCAAACACUCCUGUGACGAAAAAGUAAAAUAGAUUCAAAACAAUGGCCGAGGAAUCCGGAUCUGGAUAUCAGCUACGAAGGCGACGUGGUCUUGGUAAGCCGCAACUGGCCUUAAACCUGGAUGCGGGUUACGUGAACGAAGGUUGCAGUAAACUGGGAACGCCCUCACCAAGUUACGUGAAACUAACGCCCAGUGUCACCCCCAGCUCUGCCAGAUUGCUACAAGAAUUUAAGAAUAAACAACAGUCGUUCGAUAUACGGGUAGAGGAUUGCGAAGAAAUAGAAAUUAUUAUUGAGAGCGACGAAGAAGGUGAGGCUGAGGAAAAUGCUUCGGCGGUCGUACAGAAUCGCCCCAUCACUCCCACCCCCGUACAGGACUUCGGUACUAGUGUCGUCUAUAUGGAAGGACCGCAAGCUACCGAUUUUCUGAAAGUAAAAACAUUCGAGCAAGAUUGUUACACUGACGUCUCGGAUGCGGGUUCAGACGAUGAAGACGAGCAAUAGUCUGACGUACUCAUAUUUCACACUACUCAUGUUAUGAAGCACUUUAAAUAGUAUGUUUAUUUACACAAUUAUAUAAAAUAAUAAAUAAAUAUAUUUCUAUACUAACAUACCUCUUUUUGAAGGAACCGCAUUUGCGAACUUAUUUUCAACCCUUGUCUACCCAUGGGGUCAAUUUCACCACAAGGAAACAUAUAGACUAAAAAUUUAAAAACACGAACUACUGUCACAGACCACAGUCAAAGUUUAAGUUCUUUGAUGAAUAAAUACGCGACA
Molecule: messenger RNA, 897 nt
Organism: Vanessa atalanta (red admiral)
Lineage: Eukaryota; Metazoa; Arthropoda; Insecta; Lepidoptera; Nymphalidae
Exons: 4
Coding region: 163-624 (153 amino acids)
Source: RefSeq, a predicted model, not a curated record